Molecule: messenger RNA, 1803 nt
Organism: Plasmodium inui San Antonio 1
Lineage: Eukaryota; Apicomplexa; Aconoidasida; Haemosporida; Plasmodiidae
Exons: 4
Coding region: 1-1803 (600 amino acids)
Biological process (GO): mitotic spindle organization
Cellular component (GO): dynactin complex
Molecular function (GO): dynein complex binding
Source: RefSeq, a predicted model, not a curated record
AUGAGCAACGACAAAUUGGUGAAGCUGUUUUCCCAAAACCUGGGUACCAGAGGGAUGGGGAAAAAAGAGAGGCCUUCCCCCAUGGGGGGAUCAGCACACGCUUCUAAUGUGUCCCCACCGUCCAGCGGCGUAGGAAAGCAAUCCAACAGCUUCUUGAGUUGCGGUUCAGCCAAAACGUCCACAAACGAUUCGUGUACCUCCAUAAAGAGUGAGCAGCUAAAUCCGUAUAAGCGAGUAAAAUCGCUAAAUGAAUAUGUGUACAAAUUUAAAAAACUGACACCUGAAGGGGUGACGGCACGCGGGGGUAGCAACAUAUUUACGACGUUUAACACGAACCGGAGGAAAACAAGCUCCUCGGAUUUAUGGGACCGUUCCAGUGCCCAUUCUCGGGAGCACUCCACGUCGGAGAUGACAUCGCAGACUUCACGCGAAGACUCAAAUUCCCAUUUAGAGUUCAAGUCGAUACCAAGCGGAACGAGUGCCAACAAGGAAACACAGAUUUUGCCUCAUCAAGCGGAGGAGUACUCAACACCGAACAAUGAUUCUCCAUCUGCCGAUGCAGAAGACAUCGCCAUUUCUUCUCGUCCCCAUCUUCUACGCAAUUACGAGACGUUCAAAUCGCAUAUGAGCAUAGAUUCGUCCCCCCUGUGUUCUUAUUUGAAUACCAUUGGUCGGUUAGAAAGGGAAGGGCGAAACGGGGGCAAAGCUAUCCUGAGUGGAGUCGGAGGAACAUUGCAGAGCAGGGAUCCCUCCUUAGGAGAAACUGCUGAACAGAUGAUCAACCUGGAGAAGGACGUUAAGGGGGGGGAACCAGCCCGCGGAUCGCUACCGACAGGAUGUCGAAUGGACGAAAAGGAAGUAAACAACUUCUUCAAGAUUGCCAUUGUGCACAACAGACUCAUAAGCAGACAUAAAGAGAAGACAGGAAAAAAAGUGAAAAAAAUAUUCUACAAAAAUAGGAAAAUGUGUAUAACUAUCCAAAUGAGUAAACAUAAAAAUAAAAAAAUAUGGACAGAGUUAACAUAUUGUGAAAAUAAAACAUUGAUAAAAAAUCUCCGACAAAAUCAAAAUUCUAUAUAUAAUAAAAGAAUCAGAAAAUGCUUUUUUAAGUUUUUCCUGGACCGUAUCAUUUCUUUUUACUUUAUGAGGAACACCAAGGAGGUGGAAGCAAGAAGGGGGACCUUCAACCAUCAUGUGGAGACGCACAUUCGUCAGCUUGCGCUAAUGGGCGGUUUUUACAGGGGGGUUAGCAGAGGCUUUAGCAGGGGUCCUACCAACGGGGAGCCAUUUCACCCAUUUAAAAGUCCACACAAAAGUGAUGCACCGAAAAAAACGAGAGAGAAAAAAGACCGUGCAGAAAAUGAGGUAGUACUUCAAGCCGUAACAAAACUUUCCUACCUCUUCGCCACCCCAGACAGUAACGUCACUCUAGGCAGUGGCAACAUUUUAUUUCCAGGUUGCUACAUCAGCUCACAGAAGGGGAACAUCUACAUCGGCAACAACAACUUAUUUGAGGACAACAUAACCAUUAUCAAUUGCGCAGAUGCCCAUAUGUACAUUGGCAAUUAUAACAUAUUCCGAUCCGGGACAUUCAUAGCAAAUGUCCUCACCAUUGGGGAUCAUAAUUACUUUGACUAUAAGUGCUCCAUAUCCAACGACAGCAUUGGGUGUCGUUCAUAUAUUCGAGCCAACCUGUUUGCGGAAAAAAAGAGGGAUGGAAGCCUUCACGCCUUAAGGUAUCGCAACACUGUAACGGAUAUGUCCCCACCAUUCGUCGACGUAAGGGAGAGCUUUGCUAAGUGA